UCAGCAUCAUCACCUCCGCAAUAAAUAUCCUGAGAUUCACGAGCUCAGACACAGAGACACGGAGGAGAUCCGGAGAGACGCUUUAGUUCGGAUUAAGACGCAUUCACGCGCGCUGAAGAGGAAGCGGAGUACGGCGCACUUGUUUCGGGAGGAGAGAAACCUUCAGGUCAACAUGAAUUUAUUGCUAAACCUGAUGCUGCAGCUUCUAACUGCUCUGUGCUGUGCUGCAGAUCCCACAGUGCUGAAUAUCAGACAGAAGAGAGGCACGCGCACAUAUAGAGACGCUUGUGUGGACGCUAAUUCGGCUGCGGUCAGAGACACUGGGGCGACGUGGCUGCGAUGGAAGGGUCAGAAAGUUGAAUUCUGCCGCUGCGCCGUACGAGGAAGAGUACGCUGUCAUGAGAUACCAGUGACCAAAUGUUUCGUGUCUAAGUGUUAUAAUGGAGGGACGUGUAAAGAAGCCGUUUACUCCAAUGACUUCAUCUGCCUGUGUCCGCCCGGGUUUACAGGAACACAGUGUGAAAUCAAUACAGCUGAGCGAUGUUCCAGGGGUCAGGGGUCGGGUUACCGUGGCACCCGGAGCAUGAGCAUGUCAGGACUGGAGUGUAUUAACUGGAAUUCCAGCUCACUCCGAGGGAAGAAAUUCACUGCCAGGAGACUAGAGGCAAACACACUGGGACUGGGAAAUCACAACUACUGCAGGAAUCCAGAUGGAGACACUAAACCAUGGUGUUACGUUUAUAAAAAGGCUCAGAUCUCAUGGGAGUUCUGCUUUUUACCGACCUGCAUAAUCGACCCCUAUCUAGAGUGCACACGGGGAUCAGGUCAGACCUACAGAGGGACAAAAGCCGUCUCACGCAACGGUUUGAAGUGUCUUUCGUGGGAUUCACCCGCAGUGUCUCGUAAGAUCUACAACGCAUGGAGGUCCGACGCCAGAGAGAUGGGCAUCGGCAGCCACAACUUCUGCAGGAACCCGGAUGGUGACCUCGGCCCCUGGUGUCACGUCUAUAAAGGGUCUCAGUUGACCUGGGAGCUCUGUGACGUCCCUAAGUGCCCGAGGAAAACUCCAUCAAUCACCACACUCGGACCACGAGCCCCUAUAACCACCAACAAUCAAGGCUCCUGCGGGCAGCGCACUGAAGCUCCUUCAAACUCUCUGCCCAUGUUCAGGAUUCGUGGAGGUCAGGUCAGUGAUAUCCGAGAGCAGCCGUGGCAGGCCGCCAUCACCGUCUAUCUGCCACGCGCCAAAUCAUACAACUUUCUGUGCGGCGGCGUCCUCAUCGACUCCUGCUGGAUCCUCUCCGCCGCUCACUGCUUUCAAGAGAGAUUUGACGAGAAGCGUCUUCGAGUGGUUCUGGGCCGAACCUUCAGGCUUCAGAACUCCAGCAGCGAGCAGAUCUUUGACGUGGAGAAAUACUGGAUUCAUGAGCAGUACGACGACGAGACGUAUGACAAUGAUAUCGCUCUGCUCAAGUUGAAGAGCGAGUUCGGUAUCUGUGCCCUUCACUCUCCAGAAGUUCUGCCUGCAUGUUUACCAGAACCAAACCUGGCUUUACCGGAUUGGACGGAGUGUGAGAUCUCUGGUUACGGAAAAGAGGAAGAGUUUUCUCCGUUUUACUCGGAGCGAAUUAAGCGUGGUCUGGUGCGCUUGUGGCCGCAGGAACAGUGUGUCCCAGAGAAGCUGUCAGGCCGUCUGGUCACUCCAAACAUGGUGUGCGCCGGAGACACUCGCGGCCUGGACGACGCCUGCAAGGGGGAUUCAGGCGGCCCUCUGGUGUGUCCCAAAAACGGCAGGAUGACUCUGAUGGGUUUGAUCAGCUGGGGCGACGGCUGCGGGAAGAAAGACACGCCUGGCGUUUACACGCGUGUCACAAACUACACAAACUGGAUCUCCAGCAAGAUGAGAGCGAACUGAGACACGAACGAACAUCAUUCACACAAAAUACAGCUACUGUCGGGUACGAAAAAUAAGGUGAUGGGGAAAACGGCUCGCAUUCACUGAGCUUCACGCCUACUGGACUCUACAUUUGACCUGCUGUGGGUUUGAGUGGCAUUUAAGGAGGAGACGUGGGAAUGCGAGACUGAUGCUGCGAGUCGGUCAUUGCCGGUCAUGUUGCACACAGGACAAGAAAUCUGAAUCCAAGGACUGUUUUUAAUAUACAACACACAACGUGGCCUUCAAUUUUCAUCCUUCAACAUGAGAAAGGGUGCAAAAGUGCAAACUCUCAUGCACAAGAUCUUUUAAAAGUACUUCAUGUUUUAAAGUGAUAAUGAAUUUAGAGACACUUCUGCUUUGCUUUUAAAUAGUGAAGAUGUGAGCGAGCGACUGAUGGCACUUUUGAAUGUUAUGUGACGCUUAUUAAUGCUUGUCAUGACGUUAAAUCAUAGUUAUUUUUAACACUAAACAUCUGCUGGGUCAGAGGGUCGUUCAUUUUGGUGGUCAGUGUUGCUGCGUUGAUCCAAACACAUUCAUUUGACUAUUUAAUACGACUUGUUUGACUGCAAAAUGUCUUUGGCAACCCAGAUCUAAUAUUAUUACGGACUUGAAAUGUUGGGAUGCAUAGUAAGUUAAUAUUUAACAUCUUUUAUACACUUUAGCAGCUAGUGCUAAAUUAUUGUUGUUUGUUUUUAUACGGUAAUUAUUUUUGCACGACUUUUUAUAAAUCGUGAAAUGGAAACUGUUGCUUGUCUUCUAUAUGAAAAAUACUUCAGAUUUUUUUUUUCAGCGAGUGUUUUGUGAAUUCUCACUGUCUAUUUAGUCAAACUGGAUAACGGGUGAGAGUGAUUUUAGGAAAAACUGAGAGAGUUACAAAAUAAGAGUCAUUUCAGGAGUCUUGCAGCAAAAGCUCAUUUCCUUGUGUUUAUUUCCUUAAAUGAAAGCAUGCUCUGUAAGUCUGGGAGAAUGUCCUAAAAAGUCUGAACUAAUUGAAACCGUGGGUGAUUAAAAAAUAUUUUAUAAAGCCAUCUCACACUGGUGUCUGGUCCUGAUGAAGCAGUCUGGUCUAAAAUAAGAUUCUCUUCUCAUAGUUGAAUGGGUUUCAGAGGACAGUGGAGGCCAAACUCUGACAAAAUCUGGUAAUUGGUCUCCAUAUUUCCCAGAAAAACUCGGAAACCGUUGCUCAGUUCUCAGAGAAAUCAUUCAUGCAACAUUUACUGAACAAACUGCAGCAGCAGCAAACACACUGAGCACUGACGAUCACAAAACCCAACAGAAUGACAGUUUUAGUUGUUUGCUUGUGUUUGUUUUAUGUUUGGGUUCAUAAGAGCUCUUCCUCAUAAUUUCGGUGCGAUCAUCAUACACAAAUCUCAAAAACAGAGAAAUUAAGACAAUGUUAAAACAGCAGCAGCAGCAGCAGAUUCCCUUCCACAGAAGAACUACAUUAGAGCAUAUAAGCAAUAAAUCUGGGGUUUCCUUACACAUUCUUUCCAUAGUUUAAUUCACACAUACACAGAAACACGGAUUUUUGUUGAACCAUCAACAAAUAUAAAAUAGUAAAAGUUUUAUUCAUGCACUUAUUCAUGUCUGUUCCUCUUUCUGAUUUCUGACUCGAUCCUAUUGUGA
Messenger RNA from Sinocyclocheilus anshuiensis, 3562 nucleotides. Its product is annotated as tissue-type plasminogen activator-like. Gene Ontology annotation, biological process: plasminogen activation; smooth muscle cell migration. The transcript is spliced from 15 exons. The record is from RefSeq and is a predicted model, not a curated record. NCBI's taxonomy places the organism in Eukaryota, Metazoa, Chordata, Actinopteri, Cypriniformes, Cyprinidae. The coding region runs from base 173 to 1915 and encodes 580 amino acids. Gene Ontology annotation, molecular function: serine-type endopeptidase activity.